GCGCUAUCUAGCACGACCCGACCAACACUCUUCAUACAUUUACGAUGCUGACCAAGCUGGUGGUGGCUCUGGCCGCUGUGGCUGCGACUGUGGCCCAGGCCGAGACAAUCUUUCGCGAGACGUUCGACGACGCCGACUGGGAGAGUCGCUGGGUGGCGUCGACGUGGAAGCCCGCGGCCGAGGUCGGCAAGUUCGAGCAGGUGGUGGGUAAGCACUACGUGGCAGAGGACGACAAGGCCAUCAAGACGAGCGAGGACGCUCGUUUCUACGCGCUGACGGCCAAGUUCGACAAGCCUCUGGACAACAAGGGCAAGGACCUGUACCUCUCGUACCUGGUGCAGCACGAGCAGAAGCUGGACUGCGGCGGUGCCUACAUUAAGCUGCUCCCUGCCGACGUGGACCAGGCGAAUUUCGGCGGCGACUCGCCCUACGCCGUCAUGUUCGGCCCCGAUAUCUGCGGAAGCACCAAGAAGACGCACGCGAUCCUCAACUACGCGCGUCCGGGCGAGGAGGCCGUCAACAUGGACCACAAGGACACGAUCCGCGCGGAAUCAGACACGGACGCGCACUUGUACUCGUUUGUCCUGAAGCCGGACGACACAUACGAAGUCAAGAUUGACGGUAAGAGCAUCAAGAAAGGCUCGUUGGCCAAGAGCUGGCCGUUCCAGCCCGAGAAGCAGAUUAAGGACCCCAAGCAGUCCAAGCCCAAGGACUGGGUGGACGAGAAGCAGAUCGCGGACCCGGCAGACAAGAAACCCGAGGGUUGGGACGAUAUCCCCAAGACCAUCCCCGACCCGGACGCUGAGAAGCCCGAGGACUGGGACGACGAGGACGACGGAGAGUGGGAGCCGGCCAUGAUCGAGAACCCGGAGUACAAGGGCGAGUGGAAGCCCAAGAUGAUCGACAACCCAGACUACAAGGGCGAGUGGGAGCACCCGCUGAUCGACAACCCGGACUACUUUGAGGACGAGGCUAUGCACAACGUCGCUAAGAAUGUUGGUGCGAUUGGGUUCGAGCUGUGGCAGGUCAAGAGCGGCACUCUGUUCGACGAUAUCUUGGUCACGGACAGCGAAGACGACUUCAACGCCCACGAGGAGGCUGUUCUGGCCAAGACGGAGGCGAUGGCUGCUAAGAAGAAGCAGAUCCAGGACGAGGAGAAGGCCAAGAAGGAGGCUGAAGCCAAGGCCAAGGAGGCCGAGAAGGAAGACGCCGACGAGGCUGACGAGGAUGAGGCUGAGGACGAGACCGCUCAAGAGGCGGAGGAGACGAAGGAGGAGGAGAAGACGGAGAAGGACGAGCUGUAGACGUCGAAACAAAAAAUAGUCCUUCCUCUUCCUUUUUUUUAAAGAACUUUUUGUUUCGCCAGUGCGCAGCCACAAAUACACGUAAAGUUUGUCAAAAGAGAAAGAAAAAAA
This is a messenger RNA of Phytophthora infestans T30-4, 1415 nucleotides long. Its product is annotated as calreticulin precursor. Bases 45 to 1304 code for a protein of 419 amino acids. The transcript has a single exon. Gene Ontology annotation, cellular component: endoplasmic reticulum; endoplasmic reticulum membrane. Gene Ontology annotation, biological process: protein folding. The record is from RefSeq and is a predicted model, not a curated record. Gene Ontology annotation, molecular function: calcium ion binding. Lineage: Eukaryota; Oomycota; Peronosporomycetes; Peronosporales; Peronosporaceae.